AAGAGGUUAACUUUUUUUUACAGGAGGAAGAUGGCGUCGUCGUCUACUUGGGCACAGGACGUGAUCGCGUGCGAUCUUUGUGACAAUCCCACCCAGCAAUUCUGUAACAACUGCCAGGUCAGUUUAUGUGGGGGCUGUAUUAAUAAACAUGUAAAAAGGCUUAAGUCUGAAACACAUGACAUUGUUCCUUAUAAAGAUAGAAGAGAACGGCUCGUAUUCUUAUCAUGUGAUUCUCAUCCAAACCAGAAAUGUGAGGGACAUUGCCAACAGUGUAAUGUACCCGUCUGCUUCAAGUGUGUCACAGGUCCCCACAGCGGCCAUGCUGUCAAAGAUGUGGCAGAGAUUGUACAACAGAUGAAAGAAGAAAUCAAGAAAGAAACAGAAGAAAUUGAGUCUUUUAUUUCAAGAUUCACUAUAAGUGGAGUAAACAUUGAUCAAAAGAUAUCUAACAUGACUGAAAAAUUUAAAACAAUGGAGAAAGAGGGAGAAAAUCUGAGAAAAACCUGGCACCAAGAAGUAGACAACAUUUUCAACACACUACAAUCAACCAUUCGGAAAAUGAAGGAUAAAAGACUCACAGCUCUCAGAUCACAUCAGUCCAGGCUUCAGGAUUCAGGGUCAAAAUUAGCACUUAUAACAAAAGAAAACAAGAAAAUCCUGAAGUCCAAUAAAGUGUUUGAUGUUACAAAUUGCAAAUCAGAAAUUGGGGAAUUCAGAAACAUUCCUACAGAUGUUGAUGUGAUGAUUCCUUCCCUAAAGAUGAACACAGUCCAGGGGAAAGAACUGAGUAUAGAAUUGGGAGAAUACAAGGCUACACUGACACAGACAUCCAUAUCCAGUCUGUCAGAUGAUGUCUCCAUUUUAUCUGUGAGAAAAUUGUUGGACAAAGCUAAAGUUAUUGCUAGCUUUCCUUCUGGAAUAAAACCUUUAGGUUCCAUUAUCUGUAUUGGAACCAAUGAAGCUUGGGCUCGUGGUGUAGACAUAUUCAUAAGACGUAUUGAUAUACAUGGUUCUUUGAAGGAGAAGAUCACCACCGAAUGUGACCCUUAUCCGGCGGACAUUUCAGUGACCAGGCAGGGAGAACUGAUGUACAGUGAUGCUAACAGCAGAACAGUGAACAUAGUCAGAUAUGGGAGGAUAGAGACACUGAUCACUUUACCUAGGGGAUGGUAUCCAGGAGGACUGUGCUUUACUAGAUCAGGAGACUUACUAGUUAGUAUGUGUACUGAUGAAAGUCAUCACAAAAUAGUCCGCUAUCAGGGACAGACAUCAACACAAGAAAUAGAUAAAGAUAACCAUGGACAAAAUAUAUUUAAAGGUGGGGAACAUAGAGUUUAUGUGGAGGAGAAUAACAAUGGUGACAUUUGUGCCUCUGAUGUGAAUGCCAAGAAAGUGAUAGUGGUGGACAAGACAGGAAGAGUCCGAUUCCGUUACAAUGGUACACCAGCCAGGAGGAAGAAACCAUUCUUUCCUGUGUACAUUGUGACAGACUCACUGGGUCAGGUCAUUAUAAGUGAUUUUAAUAAUGACUGUCUUCAUAUCUUAGAUCAAAAUGGACAAUUUCUUAGAUGUGUUGACAAUUGUGGACUUCUGAGUCCUGGUGGACUGGGUGUGGACAGUGAGGGGAGGUUGUGGGUAGGGUUACAUGAUUCAGGUGACAUUAAAGUGAUCCAGUACCUGAAGUAAAAGUCUGAAACAUUC
Messenger RNA from Saccostrea echinata, 1701 nucleotides. RefSeq names its product tripartite motif-containing protein 2-like. The record is from RefSeq and is a predicted model, not a curated record. NCBI's taxonomy places the organism in Eukaryota, Metazoa, Mollusca, Bivalvia, Ostreida, Ostreidae. Gene Ontology annotation, molecular function: zinc ion binding. Bases 31 to 1686 code for a protein of 551 amino acids. The transcript has a single exon.